Messenger RNA from Geosmithia morbida, 1269 nucleotides. Its product is annotated as ornithine decarboxylase. Lineage: Eukaryota; Fungi; Ascomycota; Sordariomycetes; Hypocreales; Bionectriaceae. Gene Ontology annotation, cellular component: cytoplasm. Bases 1 to 1269 code for a protein of 422 amino acids. Gene Ontology annotation, molecular function: ornithine decarboxylase activity. The record is from RefSeq and is a predicted model, not a curated record. The transcript has a single exon.
AUGACCGCCGCCACCCAUGGUGCCGCCAUCAUCGACCCCAAGAAGCUGAUCGGAAACGCUCUCCACCAGCGCGUCGAGGCCAUUGACCAUGAAAUGUGCGACCCUGGCGACGAGGAUACCUUCUUCGUCGCUGACCUCGGCGAAGUCUACCGCCAGCACCUCCGCUGGAAGAAGAACCUGCCCCGCAUCAAGCCCUUUUACGCCGUCAAGUGCAACCCCGAUCCCAGGGUCCUCAAGCUCCUUGCCCAGCUCGGAACCGGCUUCGACUGCGCCUCCAAGACGGAGAUUGAGCAGGUUCUGUCCAUCGGUACCCCGGCCGAUCGUAUCAUCUACGCCCAGCCCUGCAAGACCAACUCGUACGUCCGCUUCGUCAAGUCGGUCGGCGUCAAGCAGAUGACGUUUGACAAUGCCGACGAGCUCUACAAGAUCGCCAAGCUCUUCCCCGGGGCCGAGCUGUUCCUGCGCAUCACCACCGACGACACGUCGAGCCUGUGCCGCCUCAGCAUGAAGUUCGGCACUUCCAUGGAAACGACCGAGGGCCUGCUGACCCUCGCCCGCGACCUGGGCCUCAACGUCGUCGGCGUCAGCUUCCACGUCGGCUCCGGCGCCUCGGACCCCAUGGCCUUCAUCAAGGCCGUGCGCGACGCCCACGUCGUCUUCCAGCAGGGCCGCGAGCGCGGUUUCCACAUGCGCACCCUGGACGUCGGCGGCGGCUUCUGCGGCGACUCGUUCGAGGACAUGGCUGCCGUCCUCAGCGGCGUCCUCGACGAGUACUUCCCGGCCGGCUCCAACGUCGACAUCAUCGCUGAGCCCGGCCGGUACUACGUGUCGUCAGCCUUCACCAUCGCCUGCAACAUCAUCGCUCGUCGCACCGUCGAGGACCCCACCCUCGACGGCAAGAGCUACAUGGCCUACGUCAACGACGGCGUGUACGGAAACUUUUCCAGCAUCAUCUUUGACCACCAGAACCCCGUGCCGCGCAUCCUGCGCGCUCAGGGAAAGACCAUGUACGACACAGCCCCGUCCCACCCCGUCUCGGUCGGCGAGGGUAUCGAGUACUCGGUCUGGGGCCCCACGUGCGACGGCAUCGACCGCAUCACCGAGAGCGUCCGGUUCGGCACGGUGCUCGACGUAGGUGACUGGCUGUACUUUGAGCACAUGGGCGCCUAUACCAAGUGUUCGGCCACCCAGUUCAACGGCUUCUCCAACGCUCAUGACGUGAUUUACGUCUGCAGUGAGCCCGGGGCUCAGGCCUUGGUUGAUCUGUGA